Molecule: messenger RNA, 2905 nt
Organism: Aphidius gifuensis
Lineage: Eukaryota; Metazoa; Arthropoda; Insecta; Hymenoptera; Braconidae
Product: synergin gamma-like
Exons: 5
Coding region: 1-1947 (648 amino acids)
Cellular component (GO): clathrin coat of trans-Golgi network vesicle
Molecular function (GO): protein binding
Source: RefSeq, a predicted model, not a curated record
AUGGAGCUUAAAUUGUUAAUAAUAAAUACUAGCAAAAUGGAUAAACAAAUAAAUCAACAAUUGCCAAAUUGGUUGUGGCAAAAUUCACCAAUGUUGCCACAAGUAUAUCGUGUUAUUUGGGAUCAUGUUAAAGAGGAUAGAUCAACAAUAAAUGGUAUCAAUGAAAAAUAUCUUGUUGAUACAAACAAAGUAUUUCCAUUAUUAUUAACAAGUCAAUUACCAACUGAAGUACUUGGUUUUAUAUGGUCAUUGGCUAAUAAAAAAUAUGCUGGACAAUUAACUGAACAAGAAUUAUAUAUUGUGUUGUCAUUAAUUGCUCUUGCACAAACAUCAUACUCAUUUAAUAAUUUAGAUAUUCUACAUAUGUUACCUGGUCCACCAACACCAUCACUAAAUUUAGCUGUUUUAAAUCCAAUUAAAAUAAAUACAAUUGAUAAUUUUACAAGUCAACGUACUGAUACAAAUAAAAAAUAUAUUGAUUCAAAUUUAGAUUUAAAAUUAACGCAAAAACCACAAAAAUUAGGAGCAAUUGAAACAAAAGAUGUUGAUUUAUCUGAUGACUUUACUGAAUUUCAAAGUGCAACAGUUGUUUCACCAUCAUUGCCAACAAAAAUUGAUACGAAAUUAGGUUCAGCAAUUGGUAGUAGAUUGGCAAAUCAUAAUUUAUUAAGUGGACCAAAAAAAUUACAAGAUAAACAAAUUAAAAAAACAAAUAAUAAAAUAACAAUUAAUCAAUGUAAAACAUCAGUUAAUAAUUUUAAUCAAGAUUUAGCAACGUUAAGUAAUGAUUUAAAUAAUUGUGAAAGAGUUGGUGAUUUAUUUCCAACUUGUAUGAUUAAAAAUGAAGCUAAAACAUUUAUUUUAAAUGACACUGUUAUUCGUAAUGACAUGUCAAUACCAGUUGAACGUAAUAAUAUAACAUUUAAUGAAAAAAAAAAUGAUCCAAUUGAUUUAAUGAAUUUACAAAGUGUUGAAGAUAAAUACAGUGCAUUAAGAAUACUAGUUGAUGAGCCAAAAAUAGAGUCAAUUGAUAAUGAUAAAACAGCUGAUGAUGAUGAUAAUAUACUUGAUGAUUUUGGUGAUUUUGUAUCAGCUAAAAAUACUGAUACAACUGAUGUUAAUCAACUUGAUUCAUCAAUAGAUUUAUUUACUGAUUUUGAAAAUUUUUUACCAAGUUGUGGUGAUCAUAAAUCAGAAAUAUCAUUGGUACAAGAAACAAUUGAAGCAUUUGCACAAUUAGAAAUUAAUUCAAGUCCAGAAAAAACUCUUGAUUAUUUAGAAGAAAAAUAUGAAGCAACUAUUGAUCCAGAUAAAAUUAUUCAAAGGGAUAUUGAUAAGAGCUUUAAUCAAAUUAAAAAAUCUAAAUCAAUGCAAAGUUUAGAUCUCAAUUUGUGUCUUGAAAAAGAUGUUGAUGUUGACAAAGAAAUUAAAAAUAUGCAUGAGAUGAUUUAUUGGGAAUGGAAACAGUACAUGGAAAGUUGUGUUCUUCUUCUUCAAUUUGCUGCAAAUAUAUUUACAAGUAUCACAUCAGAUAUUGUACUUGAAGAAGUAUUAAAAAGUUCAAAAGGAUAUAAUUUUCUUUGUAAUUUAGCUGAAAUUGCUGCUGUUUGUCGUCGUGUUAAUUAUUCACACAAAGAAAUGGAUAUAAAUAUUAUGGGUUUUGAUGAUUUACUAAUGGACAUUGAUAAAAUUUGGGCACAAAUGGAACCAUUUUACACCAACAUACCUAUUGUCACCGAGUUGCCUGCUUGGCCAUCACGACAAGACCAAUCACCAACAUGUGCACUCUGUCUUACUGUCAUAACAAGUGAUAAUAUUUUAUUCAAUGAUAAUCAUUAUCAUGCAACAUGUGCAAAUCUUUGGUUAAAUUGUGUUAAUAAUAAUUUACCAAUUUUGAGAUAUCCAAUUAAUAAUUCACAUGGUAUUUUAACUGGAGGUACUCAUUGAUUUUAAAGUUGAUUUAAAAUAAUGCAUUAUUCGUCCUUUUGAGCACUAAAUUUUAAUAGUAAAUAUAAAAAUUUCUAGUAGAAAUUAAACUUGCAAAAAAAAAGUUUUAGAUAGAAAAAUCAUCUCAAUUUUAACACUCAUUAUCUCAAAAAGUCCAAAGGAAAAAAAUUGAAAGUGUAGAUAAUUAUACUCGAUUUAAAAUCUCAUAGAAAUUUAAUUAUCCAGAAUCAACCUUGAUGAAAUAUAAAAAAUUGUUAGUAAAUUAAAAUUUUCCAUAUUAAUGGAAAAUUUUUCAAAUAGAAAUUUAAGUAUUUAAAAUAUUUUAAUUAAAUAUAUAUAUAUAUCUAUUUCGUCCAUUUUUAAACGAUAAAAUUUUGAAAUUAUUCAAAUAUUAUUUAUAAAUGUUGGUGUAAUUGUUUUUUUUUUUUUAACUAGUCUUUGCACUUGAUAAUUCCCUCCAAUAAUUGUCUUUUUUGUAAUUUAAAUACACGUUCUUGUUUAUAAAUAUUGCGUUAUUAUUAUUUAUUAAAAUAUAAGCUCUUGGUUAUCGUACUUUUGGGCUAUAUAUAAUUACAAUUAAAUCUAAUUACAUGUAAUGAAAAAUUAUUAAAUAAAUAGCGACUAGUAGCAGCUCGUAAAAUAAUUUUUUUUUUUUUUUUCAACAACAAAUCUUACACAAUAAUUAAAAGAUCUUUGUAAUUUAGCCAAUUGUUGAUUAGUUAUAUCAGAUAAUGCUAAUAAAGAAUAAUUAAAAAUUGAUGUUACUAAUUAAGAGAUUAUUUUCUUUCUGAGAUAAUUAGAGCAGCAACCUAAGAAGAGCAGUAUAAGACUGAGAACACCUGCUACUGAGAUUGAGAUACCUGCUUUUUCCACUUUUAUGAUUCAUCUUGAACAAUUUCUGUUAGCUAAAAAAAUUAUUUAAAAAAUAAACUUAUACAAUGAAAAUCAUAUCUCAUAA